AUGACCGCGCCCGGCUUCGGUGUUUACACACCACUUGUGACAUAUUUCCACGACGAUGAAACUCUCGAUCUUGAGAUUACUAGUCAACACGCUUUGCGAAUGGCACAUGGUGGGGUGACAGGCUUUGUCCUUCAGGGCUCGAACGGCGAAGCUCCCCACCUCAUGCACGAGGAGAGAAAAGAUCUUGUCAAAAGUAUCAGAAAGACACUGGACAGUAGUGGUCACGAGAACAUCACACUCAUUGUUGGUUGCGGCGCGCCCAGCGUCUUCGAGACCCUCGUCUACAUCAGAGAAGCCAAAGAAUGUGGAGCAAACUUUGCUCUGCUCCUUCCCCCGAGCUACUGGGCAGCAGCCAUGAGUUCUGAUGUGCUGGAAAAGUUCUUCUCAGCAGUCGCCGCAGAGACGUCGCUUCCUUUCCUCAUCUACAACUUCCCAGCCGUCACGGCGGGUAUCGACAUGUCUUCAGAUCUCAUCAGAAUUCUAGCGACAAAGUUUCCAGGCAAAAUCGUCGGUGCCAAACUAACCUGCGGCAAUCUGGGCAAACUCCAACGUCUUGCCUAUCCACCUCUUCCUGGAGCCUUUUCAGUCUUCGCCGGCAAAUCUGAUUUUUUCCUCCCUGGUCUGGUAGCAGGUUCUAAUGGUGUUAUUGCUGCGCUCGCCAAUCUUACUCCAAAAGCACAUGUCAAGAUGCUGCAACUCUAUUCGUCGGGCAGCUUGAAGGAUGCGGUUGAGUUGCAAACAAAGCUCAGUCAUGCCGAUUGGCACUUGUCAAAAGUUGGUGUCGCGGGGGUGAAGGCGGUGGUUGCGGAAUACUUUGGUUACGGCUCGGGCAAGGGUCGGAGACCGCUGGGAGUGUUUGAUAUCGCCACCCUCUCAGAGAACUCAAAACAGGCAUUCGACUGUGUUGUAGAUAUCGAAAGGAGUCUUUGA
Molecule: messenger RNA, 930 nt
Organism: Aureobasidium pullulans EXF-150
Lineage: Eukaryota; Fungi; Ascomycota; Dothideomycetes; Dothideales; Saccotheciaceae
Product: dihydrodipicolinate synthetase family protein
Exons: 2
Coding region: 1-930 (309 amino acids)
Molecular function (GO): 4-hydroxy-tetrahydrodipicolinate synthase activity
Source: RefSeq, a predicted model, not a curated record